UUAUAAAUCUUACUCCAAUUAAUUGCAUUCACCUCACUUUAAAUUGCUUGACUUUUCUCAUUUUUCUCACACACAAAAUUGAUCAAAUUUAGUCGCCAUGGUUCAGAAGACAAAGUUCCGAGGAGUCCGACAGCGGCAUUGGGGCUCUUGGGUGGCCGAGAUCCGCCACCCAUUACUGAAGAGGAGGGUGUGGCUGGGGACUUUUGAGACGGCGGUGGAGGCGGCGAGGGCGUACGACGAGGCGGCGGUGCUGAUGAGCGGCAGAAAUGCCAAAACAAACUUCCCGGUUCCGGCAAGCGUUGAAGAAAGAGGCAGCACUGAGUUGCCGACUUCUUCGUCCAUUAUCAGCGAGAAGCUUCGCAAAUGCUGCAAAUCGCCCUCGCCUUCCGUGACGUGCCUCAGGCUCGACAACGAGAGCUCCCACAUCGGAGUCUGGCAGAAACGGGCCGGGUCAGAAUCCGAAGCCAAGUGGGUCAUGACCAUUGAGCUCGGCAAGAAGGAGAACGUGAAUGACGAACGGAGUGGUGGUGCUGUGGACGAGAGGGAUGAAGAGGAGAAGAUUGCAUUGCAAAUGAUUGAAGAACUUAUGAAUUACUAGUUAUUUUAUUUACUUACUUAAUUACCUCAUCAAUUGCAUGUUUUUUUUCUUCUAA
Molecule: messenger RNA, 653 nt
Organism: Salvia hispanica
Lineage: Eukaryota; Viridiplantae; Streptophyta; Magnoliopsida; Lamiales; Lamiaceae
Product: ethylene-responsive transcription factor WIN1-like
Biological process (GO): regulation of DNA-templated transcription
Molecular function (GO): DNA binding; DNA-binding transcription factor activity
Source: RefSeq, a predicted model, not a curated record